This is a messenger RNA of Linum tenue, 421 nucleotides long. The record is from the annotation of a GenBank genome assembly. Lineage: Eukaryota; Viridiplantae; Streptophyta; Magnoliopsida; Malpighiales; Linaceae.
GAUGUAAAAGGACAUCACCCAAAUGCGCCUAACAAAACCUUGAAAGGCUUUUCCAAAAUCACACAAGCACAACAAAAUGCCGCAUCUUUGAAAAUUCUUCAUCCUGUCACCCAUGAGCAGAGGAAGAAAUUAUUGAAGAGAUACACAGAGGCAUUUAAUGCAGAUUUAGUGCCAUCGAACCCCCAUAAAUGCCUGUCUCAAUCACGGGAUGAAAUGUGAGGUACUGUUGUAGGUUAGAGAUUUAUGUGAUGGGAGUGUGCUAACUUGAUUACGAUUCCUUUUUUUAGUUAAAUUCAUUUUUUUCUUUGUAUAAUUAUUUUUUCUUUUUACAAGAACAUAAACUUUCUUUUUUCUGUUUUGUUGUUUUAUUUAUAAAAAAAUCUAGAAACUAUAAAAAUAAUUAGAUAAAAGAGUUUCGAUC